AUGAGCAGGUCUGUCUGCACCCUGCCUACUCCCCUCCCUGCCCCCACCACCCUCCCUGCACCCUGCCUGCUCACCUCCCUGCACCCUGCCUACUCCCCUCCCUGUACCCUGCCUGCUCCCUUUGCUGUACCCUGCCUGCUCCCCUCCCUGUACCCUGCCUACUCCCCUCCCUGCACCCUGCCUGCUCCCCUCCCUGCACCCGGCCUGCUCCCCUCCCUGCACCCUGCCUACUCCCCUCCCUGCACCCUGCCUGCUCCCCUCCCUGCACCCUGCCUGCUCCCCUCCCUGCACCCUUCCUACUCCCCUCCCUGCACCCUGCCUACUCCCCUCCCUGCACCCUGCCUGCUCCCCUCCCUGCACCCUGCCUGCUCCCCUCCCUGCACCCUGCCUGCUCCCCUCCCUGCACCCUGCCUGCUCACCUCCCUGCACCCUGCCUGCUCACCUCCCUGCACCGGCCUGCUCCCCUCCCUGCACCCUGCCUGCUCCCCUCCCUGCACCCUGCCUGCUCCCCUCCCUGCACCCUGCCUGCUCCCCUCCCUGCACCCUGCCUACUCCCCUCCCUGCACCCUGCCUGCUCCCCUCCCUGCACCCUGCCUGCUCCCCUCCCUGCCCCUCCCUGCUCCCCUCCCUGCCCCCACCACCCUCCCUGCCCCUGCCUGCUCCCCUCCCUGCACCCAGCUUGCUCCCCUCCCUGCCCCCACCCCCCGUCUUCCCCCUGCCUACCCUGUUAUAGUCAUCCCCCUCUACUCCGCCCCCUCCAUCCAGACCCUGUUAAAGUCAUCCCCCCUCUACUCCGCCCCCUCCAUCCAGACCCUGUUAAAGUCAUCCCCCCUCUACUCCGCCCCCUCCAUCCAGACCCUGUUAAAGUCAUCACCCUCUCUUCGAGCCCCCUCCAUCCUGACCCUUCAUCCCCCUCUACUCCGCCCCCUCCAUCCUGACCCUGUUAAAGUCAUCACCCUCUCUUCGAGCCCCCUCCAUCCUGACCCUGUUAAAGUCAUCACCCUCUCUUCUAGCCCCCUCCAUCCUGACCCUGUUAAAGUCAUCACCCUCUCUUCUAGCCCCCUCCAUCCAGACCCUGUUAAAGUCAUCACCCUCUCCUCCAGCCCCCUCCAUCCUGACCCUGUUAAAGUCAUCCCCCCUCUACUCCGCCCCCCCUCCAUCCUGACCCUGUUAAAGUCAUCACCCUCUCUUCUAGCCCCCUCCAUCCUGACCCUGUUAAAGUCAUCACCCUCUCCUCUAGCCCCCUCCAUCCUGACCCUGUUAAAGUCAUCACCCUCUCUUCUAGCCCCCUCCAUCCAGACCCUGUUAAAGUCAUCCCCCUCUACUCCGCCCCCCCUCCAUCCUGACCCUGUUAAAGUCAUCACCCUCUCUUCAAGCCCCCUCCAUCCAGACCCUGUUAAAGUCAUCACCCUCUCUUCUAGCCCCCUCCAUCCAGACCCUGUUAAAGUCAUCACCCUCUCUUCUAGCCCCCUCCAUCCUGACCCUGUUAAAGUCAUCACCCUCUCUUCUAGCCCCCUCCAUCCUGACCCUGUUAAAGUCAUCACCCUCUCUUCUAGCCCCCUCCAUCCUGACCCUGUUAAAGUCAUCACCCUCUCCUCCGCCCCCUCCAUCCAGACCCUGUUAAAGUCAUCACCCUCUCUUCUAGCCCCCUCCAUCCUGACCCUGUUAAAGUCAUCACCCUCUCCUCCAGCCCCCUCCAUCCUGACCCUGUUAAAGUCAUCACCCUCUCUUCCAGCCCCCUCCAUCCAGACCCUGUGA
Salmo salar (Atlantic salmon) is the source of this 1758-nucleotide messenger RNA. The record is from RefSeq and is a predicted model, not a curated record. NCBI's taxonomy places the organism in Eukaryota, Metazoa, Chordata, Actinopteri, Salmoniformes, Salmonidae.